Molecule: messenger RNA, 195 nt
Organism: Colletotrichum destructivum
Lineage: Eukaryota; Fungi; Ascomycota; Sordariomycetes; Glomerellales; Glomerellaceae
Exons: 1
Coding region: 1-195 (64 amino acids)
Source: RefSeq, a predicted model, not a curated record
AUGCCAACAUGCCAGAUGCUGGGCAGCACAAGCUUCUUUGCGAUGCUACGUGCAGAGACGUCGAGGCCAACAAUGGUUCACAAUGGGGACGGCCUAUGCGGAGUAGAUCACAACAAUUCCAGGAGACUGCAAGUGACACAUGUAAGGUGGGUCGGUUUUGGUCCUUCUGUAUGUAAGCAUGUGAGGUACGAGUGA